This is a messenger RNA of Carya illinoinensis, 1169 nucleotides long. RefSeq names its product VQ motif-containing protein 8, chloroplastic-like. Lineage: Eukaryota; Viridiplantae; Streptophyta; Magnoliopsida; Fagales; Juglandaceae. The record is from RefSeq and is a predicted model, not a curated record. The transcript has a single exon. Gene Ontology annotation, cellular component: nucleus. Bases 236 to 838 code for a protein of 200 amino acids.
UACAUACAUAUGUAAUAUGUAAUAAUAUAAAUACAUAUUUGUAUGUAUGUCGACAGUUGAAUCGUUGGCUAUAAAAUACUUCUUUAUCCCUAUUCCGGCAUCCACAGCCCCAACUAAUCAUUCUAUUUAAAUAUCUCUACCUCUGUUUGCCUUCCUCUUCGACCUCAACAACCAGUUCCAUCGUAUAACAGAAGUAGGUUUUCUUUGGUUUGGAUCCAAGAAUUCUAAUCAAGCCAUGAGCCCUGCAAAGUUUAAUCGAGAUCUUCAUCAUGAGGAUUCAAGGAAGGGGGAGAUCAAUGAUCCACGUCCGUCUCCGUUGAAGAUCAACAAUGGUUCCCAUUUUAUUCACAAGAGUACAUCUACAACGAUGUCUUCAAUAUCAAUUGGCUCUUCCGUCUGUAGCGUUGCUUCGGCCGCCAGGCAACAAGAGCAGCAACCGGUUAUUAUAUACACCCAUUCUCCGAAGAUCAUCCACACGCAAGCUCGGGAUUUCAUGGCUUUGGUUCAGAAGCUCACCGGUGUUUCAUCGUCGCAGUCCGGAAACAAUAUUAAUGCAAACAAGACUACAUCGGCGUUGCUUGAUAUGGAAGGAAAUGAAUGUAACUUGAUGCCUAUUAGUGGCCAUGAUGAUAAUGAGUCAACUACUCCGGCCCAUGCCAAUGAGAAUUUCGAUGGUGGUGCUGAUCUCAAGUCAAGCUCAUCCUCCAAUAUUAAUGAUAUGCCACCAAUUCAAAACCAAACUAAUCAAUAUUCUGCUAAUAUGCCGUUGUUCACUCCGAAUAUGACCAGUUUCUUCUGCUCUCCUCGGCCUGUUUUUAGAGAACCUGAUUCGUCGUAGGUUUUGCCAAGCAUGAUGGGUAACUCAGUGUCACCUUCUCAUGUCUUCGAGUUUAUGAACGGGCUGUCAGAAUAUUGAUAGACUAUGCCCGUAUAGCAUUUUGGGUAAUGGAUAAUUGGUGGGGAUUAGUGAUUGAUCAGUACUUUGUAUUCAUGUUUGUCCAUAUGUUUGAUUUGUUUAUCGUUUGAUUGUCUUUGUUUUUUUUAUACGUCUCUCUAAUGUGAUGGAAUAGUUAGAAGUUAGAACCUAAACAACAGCGAAUGUAACUAUAAGAAAUUUAAUUGACUUUGUGGCAAUCUAAGGAAGGGUUGCUCCAUCUAGAUCUCUCUCU